This is a messenger RNA of Ustilago hordei, 1617 nucleotides long. RefSeq lists its product as uncharacterized. Gene Ontology annotation, molecular function: protein binding; phosphatidylinositol binding. NCBI's taxonomy places the organism in Eukaryota, Fungi, Basidiomycota, Ustilaginomycetes, Ustilaginales, Ustilaginaceae. The record is from RefSeq and is a predicted model, not a curated record. The transcript is spliced from 2 exons. The coding region runs from base 1 to 1617 and encodes 538 amino acids.
AUGCCUAUUGAUCUCAGAAAAGCGCUCAAGACGGACGAUCCCAAGUGGGACAAGCUCAAGCAGGGUUACAAGAAGGUCGAAACGGGCGCUUGGAACGCACUUACACCCGUUGGCAAUUGGACCAACCGCACUGCUGCCAAGUUUGGCGCAGAAUCUUUCUGGCCUACCGAGCUUGGCCUCGAAUGUGACAAGGCAGCAAGGAUUCUGCGCACCUUCACGACGAAAGGUGCUUCAGUAGAAGUGGAUGCGACCAACGUUGCCGGCCUCAGCGACCAGAAUUCGGUGAUACCGCCCUCCGCACCCAAAGUCGACGCCAACGGCAAGAAGAUUAAGGACGAUCACAAGUAUGACAAUCGAAAGACGCAAAAGGUGAUCCGUAAGAUUCCUCCCAGUGUUCUACAGAAGGCGCAGGGAUUGGCUGUAUUCACCGUGUUCAGAACUGGCUUCGGGUUUUCGGGUGCAUCCGGUUCAGGUGUCGUCCUCUCCCGUCUGCCUGACGGAUCGUGGUCUGCACCUUCAGGUAUCCUGGUCCACACGAUAGGAUAUGGUCUCCUCAUUGGACUGGACAUUUACGAUGUCGUUCUGGUUCUCCGUAAUCAGAAGGCCGUAGACGCGUUCAAACAUCCCAGAUUAAGUCUUGGUGGCGAGCUCUCCGUUGCCUGCGGUCCUGUCGGCAAUGGCAAAAUGCUCGAGUCAAGUGUAGAUGCAGCACCAUGCUGGUCGUACUCCAAAUCGAAAGGCUUCUACGCUGGCCUCCAGCUCGAUGGGUCCAUCAUUUUGAAGCGAGAUGACGAAAAUGGUCGCUUCUAUAACUCGCCAGGCAUCAAGGCCGAACAUAUCCUAUCCGGCCAGCUUGCAAGACCUGCUCCAGCCGCGGUCAUGCCGCUGUGGCAGACUCUCUAUGCUGCAGAAGGUCGACCUAAUGUGAUGGGUAUCGAUCGCAUCCCUGAAGGUGCUACGCCGGGCGAUCUCGAAUUGACCGAGGAGGACAUGAAAGAGGCGAACAGGUAUGCAGAGCAGGAAAAGCAGCAACAGCAAUAUGGUACCACGGUAGCUCCGGUCGGCGGCCUUCAUCCUCAAUCCUCUGUUCCAACGACUGCUUCCGGCACUGCUCAUCCGACAGCACCGGGCUCCGGCGCCGUUCCUUCUACCCAGCCUUACGGAGAUCUUCCACCUGAUUACGAAUUCGCAAAUGCUCCUGUCAAUACUCAAGGAGGCAAGCAGUCCAACGAUGCAGCCCCAGCUCUGACCUACCGAGCUCCGUCUAGCAACGACCCUCCCAACCCUUUCUCUCAUCCCUCCGACCGUCGCGCUGGAGCUGCUGCUUCGUACGAAUCUGCCGAACAAGAAAAGGCAAGAUUGCUGCAGCAGUACGGCGCAUCGUCCAACGUCGGCGUUACAGCUGGCUCUGGUGUCGGUGCCACUGGAGGCACAGCCCCAACAAUUCCUUCACAAGCCCAGGCCAUGUACGACUUCCACGGUCCGGAGCAAGGCGACUUGUCUUUCAAAGCUGGCGACAUCAUCCAAGUGACCGGCGAGGAAGACGAGAUGUGGUGGCGUGGCACGCUUGAUGACCGCUCCGGUAUCUUCCCAUCGAACUACGUAUGCGCUUUGUAG